AUUCUUUCUCCUCUUCCCCCCUCCAUUCUUUCCUCCUCUGUCAGAUUCCUCGUUCUCUUUCUUUUCGUUUCUGCUGGAUGCCGGUUCUGCAUUCCAUUGAUCUCAUCUGGUUUGAUUACAAAGGUAUCUAGGAUCUAGAUACGAUCGUCUGUUUACUAGACUGUGCUGUACUUGUCAAGGACCAGAGCAAAGCUACCUCGACAGGGAAAAAGGGUGUCGCAGGUGUUGAGUGAUUUCAGUGCUUCGGGGAUUUAGGGAAGCGCAGGAGAAAUCCUCCCAGUCGACCUCGUGCACUUGGUCGCAUCUUAUCUACAUCUACUUCCGCCAUGCAUACUUCCCGAAUACUACGAUCGGCGAUCUCGAUACUGACCCUAUCGGCGCAACUUCAACUCUCGGCGGCAUCGCCGGUGGAUAUCGACGAGGCCAGGCUGGAAAAGCGCUGCGAUAACCCUUGUGGGUAUUACGGUCAAGUCUGCUGCACCGGGAGCCAAACAUGCAGCACCAACGGUAAUGGCCAAGCAGUCUGCGAAGACGGCGGCGGCAGCGACGACGGCGGAUGGGAAUACCACACCACCACCUGGGUGGUCACCGAAACAGACACCUCGACUUUCACUUCGACAUGGAGCACUCGAGGCUCGAAGCCAACGGCAACCGGGGGUGGCGGUUCGGGCAGUUGCAAGUCCGACCUCGGCGAGACGGUUUGCGGCAACACCUGCUGCGGCGCGGCAUAUGUCUGCUCCAACGACCAGUGUAUCAUGGGAAGUUCCUCGAUCUGGGCUACCGCUACAGCCACGCCUCCCGUGAGAGGCACCAGUGCCAGUACUGUCACCGCCACCGCCUCCGCGACAACCACGCAGCCAUUCGAAACCCCCGUGGGCACCGACGGCGCAGCCAUGGUAGGGGUGAAGGCCCCCGACGACGGAGGACUCAGCGGAGGAGCCAUUGCAGGCAUCGUGAUCGGAUCAAUCGCCGGCGCUUUCCUGCUGCUGCUGCUUUUGGCGUGCCUGUGUUGCCGCGGGGCUCUGGAAUCUCUGUUCGCAUGUCUGGGUAUCGGCAGGAGAAGAAGAAAGGAGACGACCUAUGUCGAAGAUCGGUACUCCCAUCAUUCGCAUGCGCACGGUGGAAGACCUGAGGGACGCACCUGGUUCGGAGCCCGGCCCUCCGCCCCCGAGACGGGAGAAAAGAAAUCGAAAUGGGGAAGCAUGGCGAGCAUCGGUAUCAUCCUCGGUGCGCUUGCGCUGUGUCUGGGAUUGAAGAGACGCAGAGACCACGACGAGAAGAGCAGCUUAAGCUAUCCCAGCAGCUACUACACGUACUCGGAUUAUUACACCAACACCAGUGCAAGUAGCGAAAGUUCGGAUAGGCGGACACGGCGCUCUCGACGAUCCUACCCACGUCCACCACGUUCACGACGAUCAUGAGCUUUGACGCAAUAGGCUCGAUCAAUGACAUUUAAUGACCCAUGACCAUAUCGAGCCUGAGAAGCUCUUUUUCCUUGAUGUUUCAAUUUCUGCCGAUUUCCGGUCAGAAUAUGCAUAAAAUGGCGCUGGUUCGGCACGCUGCACGAUGAAUGUAUUAUGAAAUUUUGCCCCUCGUGUUGAUCUUGGUUUUUUUGUCUUUUUCCGAAAUCUGAUGUGUAUAAUGAGUUAUGUUUCCAUGCCCUAAGAGCCGUUUUUAAUGUUCUGCGCGUGCCCUCUUUUUUUCUUUUUUCUUUUUCCCGGGAAUGAUUUGGACGGAUGGAAGACAGACUGAUGUAAAUACGAGACAUGAGAUAAAUAUCAAUUUACGAUUAAAGAAAC
Molecule: messenger RNA, 1799 nt
Organism: Aspergillus steynii IBT 23096
Lineage: Eukaryota; Fungi; Ascomycota; Eurotiomycetes; Eurotiales; Aspergillaceae
Exons: 2
Coding region: 327-1421 (364 amino acids)
Source: RefSeq, a predicted model, not a curated record